GCCCGCAGGGCGGGCGGGGGUACUCUAGGCGGGCGGUCGGCAGUAACCGUCCGGCUGCCGGCGAGAGUGAUCCCGCCGCCCGCCCUUUGCGUAGCCAUUACGAGACAGUGACAGUGUUAUUGUGUUUAUUAUACUAUAAAACAAAAACCAUCAAUUAAAAACAAAUUGAAGAAUUUAACAGUGAUUACAAGUGUUAAAAAGUAUUCUAAGGAAAUGAAAAGAUGUCCCAAACAUGCUUAAAGCGGACAGGACGAUAACCCCAUCGUUUUCACGUUGUGAACAUUAAAAAAAAAGUGAAUCAGUGUGAGUGUUGUGAGAGUGUCAGGUUGCGAUGAGGCGGGGGGCGGGAGUGCCCCCGCGCCUCUUAUCAGUUGAUAAGGCGUCGUGGCGGCCCGAGGCAAGCGAGGUAUCGGCAAACGUGGUGAAGUCUUCAGGGUGACCAGGCUGCUUGGACCGAAGCGGCCGCCGCCCGCAAUGCUGCAUUCACUAAACGCGCUGGCGGGCAAGAUCUCGCCGGGCGGCGGCCUCGACACAAACGCGAACCGACAUUCGCACCCCAACCGAAACCACAAGGCGUCCUCGCCAUCUGCACCCUACUCUAAGCCCAAUGGGAUGAGCAUGAUCAACAACAACAACAGCACAAGCAUCAACAAUAACAACAAUGAGGACGAGAAAGCGGAUAUGCCCGACCCCGACUACAUUAAGAUGUUCGUGGGGCAGGUGCCGCGCAGCAUGGACGAGAACGACCUGCGCAUGAUGUUCGAGGAGUUCGGGCGCGUGCACCAGAUCAACGUGCUGCGCGACAAGAUCACCGGCGCGAGCAAAGGGUGCUGUUUUGUGACGUUUUUCACCCGCAAAGCGGCGCUGAAAGCGCAAGACGCUUUGCACAAUAUCAAAACGCUGAGCGGGAUGCACCAUCCAAUCCAAAUGAAACCGGCUGACAGUGAAAAUAGAAAUGAACGCAAGCUGUUCGUGGGGAUGCUCAAUAAGAAGCUCUCAGAGAACGACGUGCGAUCGCUGUUCGCGGGGCACGGCGCCAUCGAGGAGUGCACCGUGCUGCGGGACGCGCAGGGCCAGAGCAAGGGCUGCGCGUUCGUCACGUUUGUCUCUAAGCAGGCGGCCAUCGCUGCCAUAAAGACACUGCACCACAGUCAGACUAUGGAGGGUUGUUCGGCCCCGCUGGUUGUGAAAUUCGCCGACACGCAAAAGGAGAAGGAGCAAAAGAAGCUGCAGGCAAUGCAGGCGAGCCUGUGGGGGCUCACGACGCCGGUGACGCCGACGGCGUACCUCGCGUCGGAGGCGGCGCUCUCGCCCGCCACGCAGCUGCAGCUGCUGCAGCAGUUGCAGGCGGUGGGGCUGCAGCAGCAGCUGCUGCAGGGGCAAGGGUCCACGCUGCUGCAAGGUGUUAACUAUCAGGAUAUCGCUUUCAAUGGCGCAGGCUUGAGCGGCGGGACAGUGAGCGGGGUAGGCGGAGUGACGUCCAUGGGCGGCGGGGCAGCCGACCAGCUGGGUGGACUGCUCGCGCCGGUGUCGGUGCAAAACCUGGCGGCGCUGGCGGCCAUGACGCAGCCCGUGGUGACGCAGGCGGCGCCCAUAGCGCCCGCUGCCGCGCCACAACCGGCGGCGCCACAAUUAUGUCUUCUCGGGAAGACUAACAUAACAGGGUCUACAGCGGAGCCACUGAGCUCUGCGUACGCGGCGCAAUUUGGCAGCGCGUUCGCGGCCGCGCCGCUCGGCUCCGUGCUGGGCUCGGCCGCCGCCGCCGCUGCGGGCAAGCAGGUCGAAGGUCCAGAAGGCGGUAACUUGUUCAUAUACCACCUGCCGCAGGAGUUCACCGAUACAGAUCUCGCAUCUACCUUUUUACCCUUCGGGCACGUGAUUUCGGCCAAAGUGUUCAUAGACAAACAGACCAACCUCUCCAAGUGCUUCGGCUUCGUGUCCUAUGACAACGCCGCCUCCGCACAGGCCGCGAUACAAGCCAUGAAUGGCUUCCAAAUAGGUACAAAAAGACUCAAAGUUCAAUUGAAACGUUCCAGGGAACUCUCGAGACCGUACUAAACAUAGACAACUUGUUCCUAGUGUUUGUUUUUAAAAAAAAAACUAAAAACUAUGCAAAGGUUGUAAGUAUUUGAACGUUUGUUGUGAUGUAAACCGGUGCACUUUGAACUGACAGAUAGAUAAGGUUCGUACGAAAACGCGAGUCCAUGUGCACAGUUGUUAACUAAUAAGUAUAAGGUUAAGGUUUGUGUCAAAGGAUUUAUCGUUUCCAAAGUAUUCCCCAAA
Messenger RNA from Cydia amplana, 2283 nucleotides. RefSeq names its product CUGBP Elav-like family member 1. Gene Ontology annotation, biological process: mRNA splice site recognition; regulation of alternative mRNA splicing, via spliceosome. Gene Ontology annotation, cellular component: nucleus; ribonucleoprotein complex; cytoplasm. NCBI's taxonomy places the organism in Eukaryota, Metazoa, Arthropoda, Insecta, Lepidoptera, Tortricidae. Gene Ontology annotation, molecular function: mRNA 3'-UTR binding. The transcript has 12 exons. The record is from RefSeq and is a predicted model, not a curated record. The coding region runs from base 475 to 2058 and encodes 527 amino acids.